Colletotrichum karsti is the source of this 531-nucleotide messenger RNA. RefSeq lists its product as uncharacterized. The transcript has 2 exons. Bases 1 to 531 code for a protein of 176 amino acids. The record is from RefSeq and is a predicted model, not a curated record. Lineage: Eukaryota; Fungi; Ascomycota; Sordariomycetes; Glomerellales; Glomerellaceae.
AUGAAGUACUCGUUCGUCCUCCUCGCCGCCGCAGGCCUCGCUGCCGCCCAGCAGAAGUUCACCGACGUGGUCCCGGAGUGUUCCAAGGAGUGCCUCGUCGAGGCCGUCAAGAACGGAACACCAUGCACCAGCAUCGACGACUCCAAGUGCAUCUGCGAGGCGACCAACUACCGAAACAUCUACACCGUCGGAGUUUCCUGCGUCUUGGCCGCUUGCGGUGGCGAUGUUGCCACCGGUCAACUCCUCCCCGCCGCCGCCAAGUUCUGCCGCGAAGUCACAGGCGGCGCCUCCGCCCCUCCCGUUGGUUCUUCCUCGGCAGCCGUCUCUUCCGCCGUCUCCUCAGCGAUUGCCUCCGCCUCUGGAGCCGCCACGAGCGCGACCGGUAGCCUCUCCGUUACAGUUACCCCGACUGGAUCCGCUGCUACCGCUGCUACCGUCGCAAGCACCACCACACCGGCCGCUGCCGCUGCUAGUGCCGGCUCCAUGGGAGUCAUGGGCAUUCUUGCUCUUGGUGCUCUCGCUGCUUUGUAG